GAAUCGGAAUUCUAAAAAUAUAUAGAUGGAAUUUAUUCGCAUAUAUUGUAAACAUAGCUGUUGCUCACGAAGAACGAGUCAGAAUAAUUUAGUUAAAUAAAUUCAAGCCACACAAGGUCACGAUAUCACUUUGUAAUUUAAUCAGUCGGCCAGGCCCCCCUAGUCACAUAACCACCGGCGCAAGAUUACUCUUCUUCGGCGAAAUAUUUCAUAGCCAUGGCUUCCACAAUGCUAAAAUUACUCAAAUCAGAGUCUCAAAUAUUUCUACGUAAAAAUUACAGCAGUGCUGCGCCAACCACAAAAUUGUACAUUGACGGACAAUUUGUAGACUCGAAAACUAGCCAAUGGAUAGAACUAACAAACCCUGCGACUAAUGAAGUAAUUGGAAGAGUUCCAGAGACCACACAAGAUGAAUUGAACACAGCUCUCAACGCAGCUAAAAGGGCAUACAAGUCAUGGAGCCAAAGUACUAUUAUGACACGUCAGCAACUUAUGUUCAAGUUUGCACGUUUACUUCGAGAGAACCAAGCUAAACUGGCUGCCAAAAUCACAGAAGAACAAGGCAAGACCAUUGCUGAUGCCGAAGGUGACGUCCUUCGCGGAAUACAAUCGGUUGAACAUUGCUGCAGUAUAACAUCUCUACAACUUGGUGACUGCAUACAGAACAUUUCUAAGGACAUGGACACACACAGCUAUAAAGUGCCUCUCGGUGUAGUUGGUGGUGUUGCCGCAUUCAACUUCCCCGUAAUGAUCCCACUAUGGAUGUUCCCGCCUGCGAUCGUGACUGGCAACACUUGCCUGAUCAAACCUUCGGAACAAGACCCUGGAGCAACUGUCAUGAUGAUGGAACUGCUGCAGGAAGCUGGAGCGCCACCUGGUAUUGUUAAUGUUGUCCACGGUACACACGACACAGUGAACUUCUUCUGCGAUAAUCCCGAUAUCAAAGCAGUAUCGUUUGUGGGUGGAGAUGCUGCUGGCAAACAUAUUUAUUCAAGAGCUUCUGCUGCAGGCAAGCGCGUGCAAAGCAACAUGGGCGCGAAGAACCACGGCGUGGUGAUGCCGGACGCGAACAAGGAGCACACGCUGAACCAGCUCGCCGGCGCCGCGUUCGGUGCGGCCGGACAGCGCUGUAUGGCGCUCAGUACUGCUGUGUUUGUGGGUGAAGCGAAAGAAUGGAUUCCCGACUUAGUCGAACGUGCAAAGGCAUUGAAAGUAAACGCAGGUCAUGUUCCCGGCACUGACGUUGGACCCGUCAUAUCCGUGAAGGCCAAGGAAAGAAUUCUGAAACUUAUUGAAUCAGGAGUGAAAGACGGCGCUCAAUUAGUUCUCGAUGGCCGCAACGUUAAGGUGCCCGGUUUCGAAAAAGGCAACUUCGUCGGUCCGACAAUUCUGACACAUGUCAAACCUAACAUGGAAUGUUACAAGGAGGAAAUAUUCGGCCCAGUUCUAGUGUGCCUCUUUGUUGAUACUCUGGAUGAAGCUAUUCAAUUGGUUAACGCGAAUCCCUACGGAAAUGGAACAGCUGUGUUCACCACAAAUGGAGCAACAGCCAGAAAGUUUGCCUCAGAAAUCGAUGUUGGACAAGUUGGUGUGAAUGUGCCCAUUCCUGUCCCGUUGUCUAUGUUCUCUUUCACGGGAACUCGGGGAAGUUUCUUGGGUACCAACCACUUCUGCGGCAAGCAAGGACUCGAUUUCUACACUGAAUUGAAAACGGUUGUCUCUUUCUGGAGGCAAAGCGAUGUAUCCCACGCUAAAGCAGCUGUGUCUAUGCCUACUCAACAAUAAUAAUGCAUAAUAUAAUAUAUAAUAUAUUCUACGAAUUUCUCCCACCUAGGUUUAAGAAAAUAUAGUCGUAUAUAUAUGAAAUCAUAUAAGAAAAAGUGUCAUAAAGCAUUUAUUAAUGUUUGUUUUUAUUUUUUAUUGUUUUUAUUGUUAUCGCUGCGUCUUCCAUAAACUGUGAUUGGUAUAUGCAUUCUAUUUUUUAUCAAGCUUCUUUAGCUUUACUUCUAUUUUGAAUUAUAUAAUAUUUAUAAA
Molecule: messenger RNA, 2034 nt
Organism: Colias croceus (clouded yellow)
Lineage: Eukaryota; Metazoa; Arthropoda; Insecta; Lepidoptera; Pieridae
Product: probable methylmalonate-semialdehyde dehydrogenase [acylating], mitochondrial
Exons: 10
Coding region: 217-1785 (522 amino acids)
Biological process (GO): thymine catabolic process; L-valine catabolic process
Cellular component (GO): mitochondrion
Molecular function (GO): methylmalonate-semialdehyde dehydrogenase (acylating, NAD+) activity; malonate-semialdehyde dehydrogenase (acetylating, [NAD(P)+]) activity
Source: RefSeq, a predicted model, not a curated record